CAGGAAUUUCCAAACAGAAACUACAACCUACUGAACUUUUGUGUUUGUGAUCGCUACUUGAGACAAUAAUCAUCAGUUAUUUCAAAGUUUCGGAAAUUACGCCAUGGUUCAGAGUCUUGUCAAAUGUCGGUGUUUUUGAUUGAGAAACAGAAGGGAUAUUACCUCUGACUAGUGAAAACUAGUUUAUAUUCAGUAGAGCUGCUGAUGAAUCAAAUCAGACUGCCCAAACAGUUAACAGCAUCGAAAAUGUUUGAUUAGCCAGUCAAUCUCAGUAUGGAGGAGAUGGAUGAAUUCCGGCAGCAGCUUGCGGCAGCCAUCUUUGAUGGAUCGGAGACAAAAGGACCGAUGAUACAGAUUCUGUAUGCUGAAACUCCCUUCCGUCAGAAGUUCAGAUGUGUGGAUUUUGGCACUCUGUUAAGGAACAACUCUCAGUCAAGGAAUGCGGUGAGAAGCCUGACUCAAGGUGUGAGCAUCCUGGAGAAGUAUGGCCGCCACCUGCUCAAGCCCCCGGAACACCGUUCCAAUAUGUGGAGACAGAUCAAGUUCAGUAACACCAUCUUCAGGGAAAGAGUGGAACCAGUAAAGGGAGCAAGGGAAAUUCUGCAAAAAAUGGGCUACACAGAGACCCGUCUGGAUGGAGUUGCCUUCCCUGAGGGGGCGGAGCCAGACCAUAGCCAGGUGCUGAACGUGGUGCUGGAUCUGAUGAUCGGGCGCAAAGAGCUGGAACAUUACCUGGAGAACCAGCACCCCCAACCUAGCAGCCUAGAGGAUUGCCUCGCCCCAGGUUUCAGGCAGCUGCUGGAAGGUGGUGACCAUCUACAGGUGGCUGGGGAGACUGGUAUACCUCAACCUUUGACUGGACUUGAGGUUCAAUCCUCCACAGGGUCUGCCUCUCAUCAAGAAGCCCAUGGGCCAGCUCACAAGCAACCAGUCAUAAUGGAGUCACAGCCAGUUGGGAUUCCCAACUCGUCACCUGCCCAGGCCUUGCAGUCACAGUAUAGACAGGAGAUGGAGGAACAGCCAAGGGAACCACAGAGUAUGCAGGUUGGCACUGGUCAUCAAAGGUUAGAUGUUAUGAAUACUGGAGCUCAGAGUAUGACACCAGGCUAUGGAGGCUUACAGCUACAAGGUGUGGGAUAUAAUGGAAUGGGAAAUCAAAUGCCUGGCCAGUCCAGGUUUACACCUGGCCAGCCUGCAUCUUCGUUGGCUCUACAACGUAAUUUUCCUCAACAGUAUAAUCCAUCAGUUACUGCUCAACAAGCAUGGUUGAGACAACAGCAGCAGAUUGCCAGCCAAUUGGAUCCAAGCUUUCAUAACCAGCCAUUACAAGGCAGCCAGUCAACAAGAGAGCCACAUGAUGAGCCCAGCAACCUGCCUGCUUUGCCUGGACACAGUCCAGUGUGGCAAACCCCUGGUGUACAGCAGUUGCAAACUCAACAGCAUGCACAAGAAUACCAGGGGGCCAGGCCAAAAUACAGCCCUGUACCAGAUAAACAGGCUGACGAUAUAUCAUCACCAGAGGAAAAUAAGGCUGGAAGUUUAGUGUGUGAGAUCUGUGGUAAGCACACAGCAGACGUGCUCUGUCAGAUGUGCGGGAGUAAGCAGCUGUGUCGCGAGUGUGAUUUCAAGUGGCAUAGCCACCCCAAACGCCAGAACCAUAGCUUGGAGAUGCUCCGUCGGCCCUCUGUCCAGUCUGGGGUCCCAGUUUCUGUAAAGCCAGGUGAUCCUGAAGGAGCUGGUUUAGGUCAUAGGGCACCAUUAGGGUCAGAGGAGACAGUGCCUGUGGUUUUGAGACGACCUCCAGAUCAACAAGCCUCCGGAGAACCACAGAGGAUUUCAGGCUACGGCUUCCCACAGCACCAAGCACAUGAUAACUACAUGUCCCAACAAAGACUGACUCAGCAGCGCCUGAGCACGCCGGAAACCCCUGAGAAGAUGCCCCAUUAUCCCAGCAACAUGCAAUAUAACCCCACUUUCCAUGCGCAACAACAUGGAAACAUGGUUGGCCAUUCUUCGAAUGGAUCAAAUAUGUCUGGAGGGUACGUGUACGGAUCCCAACAGCCGCCCAUGGUCAGCUACAUGGGCUACCCUGCCGGAAUGGUGCAGCAGCCGGGACACAUGGGCCAACAGUUCUUCUAUGCCCCCAUGUAUCCCAUGCAGUCUGGCCUACCCUCCCACAUGUCCAUACAGGGCAGCUAUGUCGGCCCACAGGGGUCUGGGGUUGGGGAGAUGGGGAUGCAACACUCUCAGUCAGAGUCUGCAAUCUCACGGUCCCCUAGUGUCGGUCCGCUGCCACAGAGGUCAAUCUCUGAGAAGCCUCAACAUAUGAAGCACUCAACAUCUUCGCCUAAGGUCAUAGAGAAUGUUGAAACACCAUCAACAGGCAGAAGCACUCCCUCAUUUGGGUCAGCUUUAGUUUUUACACCCUGCUCAAGCUUGCUGCCGAAGAUUUUGGACAUAUCUGAUCAUCACAAGAGGCAUAGUAAACUGGAAAUAUUAAUAAUGGAUUUGAACGAAGACUUGCACGCAUGGGAUAAAACACUGAAUGAGAUUAUGCUGGAAGACCCAAACUUCUUUAAUAAUGACAAUUACCAGACCCUUACAAGAAGGAAGAGAAAGCACUUGCAGGAAAUAACAGAGCUGGAUAAAUACAAAACAGAGCUUGAGAGAGAGAUACAUGAACUAGAAGAGCAGAGGGGUAAAGAGGAUGAGGCAAGAAUGUUGAGAGAUAGAUUUCAGCAGAUACAAGGUAAGCAAGCUGGUCAUGCACAGAAUACAACAGUGUCAGAUAAUUCCCAGCAGGGUUACCCGCUGUAUGCUGACUUCCAGCCCCAGGGUCCCCCAGGGAGCAGCCGUCAACCACCAUAUGGCAUAAUACCUCCUAACGUGCCACAGGUCAGCUCUUCUUAUGUCAUGGUGUCAACAGUCCAUCAGUCAGUGAUGAGUUCCGCCCCAGGACACAUUGUUACAUCGUCUGGGCCAUAUCAUUCAGCCUACAAUCCUCAAAAGUAUGGGAACCCUGAGGAAUCCCCACCUGCUCUGGCCAUAGAAAGCAUGAAUGAUGGCAACAUUGAAGAAAUCAAGCGGAUGCUAGUUCUUGAUCAGAAUCCUCAUGCACCAAGAACCAACAUCGCCAUGGUGCCAGCUCAGGAGCAGAGAGCAGAACAGGUGGCCUUUCCUCCAAGUAUUGAAGAGAUCGAGUCCAAGGUUUCCCAGGGGCAGGUGAGAAAGUCAGGGGUUCAGGAGGGGCUGGGUGCUGACAUGGAGGGGGCCAGAUGGCAGUGUGACCACUGUACCUACCUUAAUGAACUGUCAGAGAAGGUGUGUGGGGUCUGCUACAGGACAUCUGACCAGAAGAAGAUUGUCUAUCAGAGUGGCGGAGCUGAGGUACCUGUACUUGAUCAACCUAGUGUUCAGAAGGCAUCUGAGGAAAUGGAACGAUGUGAACAUUGUACUGUGGAUAACCCUCGGGGCACAAAGGUGUGCCAGGUCUGCAACAGGUCUCAGGACAAGUAUCAGAAAUUGGAGCCCAUACUGACCCUACAGCAACAACAACAGCAGGUUCUACAACAACAACAGCAGAUCCUAAUUCAGCAACAGAAGCAGCAGAAACCACAUCAACAAUGUAAGGUGAAGCCCCAGAUGUCAGGAGAAGGAGAGCAGCCCAUGUCACCGUACGAGAUUGUUGAUUCAUCAUUUAAGGGGGAGCCAGCUUCCCCAGGCCAGCCAAAUGUGGGCAAACUUAUAAACGAUGAGCAGGACAGGAUAUAUUUUGAGAAGAAGAAGGCCCAGGAGGAUUAUGAGAGGAAACAGCGGGAGGAGAUGUCUGCCUCCAUGAGCAGAAUGAAUAUCAGAGAGCCGGAGACCAGGGCUGGAUGCCAAGAGAGAGGGAGGUAUCCAGGGGUGUCAGGUGCGGCAGUCACAGGGGGUGCAGGGAAUGCAAAGAUGAACAUAUCGGGUGAGGAGAGAAUCCCCGGUCAAGCUACAACCACCCCACAUAAACUGACUGUGCCUAACAAGAAUCUCACCAGAAUAAGACAAAAGUCUGAUCAGGACAAGUCCAGUGACCACAGCAGUGAUGAAAUAUACACCUCAGCACCCAGCAGCCUUGACCCCACCUUGGACCAAGCUGAUCCUCAUCAGACAGGCAGAGUUGAUUCUCCAAGGAUGCAGGAACCAGGUGGUAGAGUGCAUGAGGGGAGAGGGAAGAAGCCUGAUCUGAACUUUGAAGAGGCGAUACAGAAGAUAAACCAGAGGAAGGAACAGGAGCAGAUGUACCAGGAUGGCAAGGAGCUGCUCUUGCUAAUCAGGGGAGCAGAGAAGGAGGGCUUCGAGUUCAGGGAGGUGGAGCUGGCUGUCCAGCUGUGUGGGACCCAGGGACUGCAGCCCCUCGAGUGGCUUCAUGAUGUUUGGCCCUCACUUGCUGAGCUUGUUGCCAACACAGCCACUGCAAAUGGGAAGAAGGCCCCCCAGAAUGAUGUUGGGGACGUCUCCACACAGGAGGCAAGGUCAGCACUGCUCAAGAGUGCUGGAGAAAUUGAGAAGGCUGUCAAACAGUGUGUUGAGGACAGAAAACAAAAGUAUGCAGAGGUAAGUGCUAGCGGAGAGUUUGCACGUGAGGAUGUUCUGACAGCCCUGUACCAACACAGCGGGGAUGUAGAGGAGGUCGUGGAUCAGCUGAACCAGGCCCUGGUGCAUGCAUUCCAGGGAAGACUCUGGGAUGAACACCAAAAUGGCUGCAAUGAGGUGUUACUGGCAGCUAGAGCAGCCGGCACAGACAGCCUCUCCAACAGCGUUAUCAGCAAUGAUGACUUCCAGAAUAUUGUCAAGGACACCAACAUUGACAAAAAUCGUCGUAUUCGUAUGGUGUUUGUUGAGGGUAAACUGCGGUCAUGGGGCCGGGCGGAGACGGUGGUGCGAAUACUAGAUGAGGAUGUUGCCGGGAACGAGGGCUCUCUCCAGGUUAUACACCACUAUGUUUGUUGCACCCUGGACGACAUCAUAGAGGCCGUGAGAAACUGUGGAGAUCGACGAUCCUCGCUCAUCUUCCUCAAACAGGAGUGUGGCAUCUGUUUCUCUUAUUAUCCCAUGUCUAAGAUCUGUAAGCUGGGGACCUGUCAUUGUAACAUGUGUUAUGAGUGUGUGAAGCAGAACUUUGAGGUUGUAAUCAGGGAGAAGCAUGUCCGUAACUGGUGCUGCCCCCUGUGUGAUUUGCCAGGCCUGGAAGAUGAAGAGAGUGCCUCGGAAUACUUUGAGUUCCUCGCCCUGCUGCUAAACAACAUGGUCUGUAAAGAGGUGAUGAUGGUUUUUGACAUCAAGUUGAGAGACUGGCACCUGCAGAAAGACCCAAACUUCAGAUGGUGUGCUCAUUGUGUGACUGGGUUUAUAUGGGACCAGCCGGAUCGUCUGGAGAUGACAUGUGUUAGCUGUCGGAAGAAAACUUGCUUCCUUUGCAAGAGAAAGUGGGAGAGGGCGCAUGAAGGUCUGACGUGUGAGCAGUUCACCCAGUGGAAGAUAGACAAUGACCCGGAUAAACAGGCCAAGGGCGUUCAACUAUACCUUGAGGAAAAUGGCAUCGAUUGCCCAUCAUGCAAGAUGCGUUACAGCCUAGCGAAGGGUGGAUGUAUGCAUUUCACGUGUCCCCAGUGUGGAUACCAGUUCUGUAGUGGGUGCUCACAGGCCUUCCUCAAACAAGAGCAAUGCAAGCAGCUGCGUUCGUGUGGGGGGAAGGGCCUUCAUUGUCACCAUCCCAGGAACUGCUACUACUAUCUCCGUGACUACGAACCUUCUGAACUCCAGAAACUACUUAAGAACCACGAAGUGGUGUACAACACAGAGUCACAGGCUACAGGCCCUGACCAAAAGCAUUGCCAAGUGAUGGAACAGAAGGAGUAUGGAAGGGACAAAAAGGAUGAAGCCUGUGGAAAGGACACAGAGGAGGGCACAGCUGGGCUAUGCAUGGGUCACUACAAGGAGUACCUGGUAGGCCUAAUCAACAAGCAUGGUAUAGAUCCCUUGGAGACCAUGACCGUGGACCAGAUGAAGGUACUCAUAGAACGCAUGGAGAAGCAGAUGCCCCCACUUGGGAAGAACGAGGCAGUGGAUAGAUACCGCCGCAGGGUCGAGAAGUUUAUAAAGGAUUCAUGGAAGCUUCCGGGAAGACCGUAGAAAAGUAGAAAGGAGUUUAAUCCAGCCACUGAUUGGCUUAGAUAUAUGAAAAAUGUAUUUCAUAUAAAAAUUGGAUAUACUAUUGGCACCAUUCUCCUCUGUAUAAAGGAUUUUUUGACUUUGUUGAACAUUUUCACUAUGAUGCUUCAUGAAUCGAGUCACAGUAGAGUAAAGAACUCGAGUAUUUUUCUUCAAAAAUCUAUAUGUUAGCCUAUUGAAAUGUACUUGAAGUCUGCAUCAGACGUUGUGAAUAGGUCAUCAAAUGUGUCAUGUUAGCAGGAAUAUUCUGCAGGACAGCUGCAUGCUUAUUUUUAUACAGCUUGUUUCCUAUGUCAUGCUUUUAUUUACAUUCCCAAACUAAACCACUGCUAAUUAUCAAAUGCUGGAAGCUGCCAUUGCCUUAAUCUGUGAUUAUUAUUGCAUGAGUAAAUAUAUUUUAAUUACUUACUGUUGUUUUAUAUUUUGUUAUUUGUUUAUGUAUCAUAAAGCCUUUGUUGAUUAUAAAGAAUAGCAAUAAAAAAAAAAGA
Messenger RNA from Mya arenaria, 6695 nucleotides. RefSeq lists its product as uncharacterized. Gene Ontology annotation, cellular component: LUBAC complex. NCBI's taxonomy places the organism in Eukaryota, Metazoa, Mollusca, Bivalvia, Myida, Myidae. The transcript is spliced from 26 exons. The record is from RefSeq and is a predicted model, not a curated record. The coding region runs from base 274 to 6168 and encodes 1964 amino acids. Gene Ontology annotation, biological process: protein linear polyubiquitination. Gene Ontology annotation, molecular function: K48-linked polyubiquitin modification-dependent protein binding; zinc ion binding; K63-linked polyubiquitin modification-dependent protein binding.